Acanthoscelides obtectus is the source of this 641-nucleotide messenger RNA. Lineage: Eukaryota; Metazoa; Arthropoda; Insecta; Coleoptera; Chrysomelidae. The record is from the annotation of a GenBank genome assembly.
AUUGGCUCCCUCCAAACAAAUUCAGUUAUAACCGUGAAUUCCCAUAAGGAUUUUUCUUUUAGUAUUUUUUGUCAUUUUCCAGGAGAAAAUAAGAGCUUUAACUACAAUAUUUGACUUUAAAAACGUGCCUUUGACUAGAUUUGUAUUAACCUAUUUUUCAAAUGUCCACGGAUUCAUUAUAAUGGGAAUGUGCUUUGUGCCUGACUGCAAGCACUACAGUGAAAAACAAACGUGCAGGUUUUUUCGGUUUCCUUUAAACAAGACAGAAAGGAAUAGAUGGAUUUCUCUUAUAAGGAGAAAAGAUAGAGGCCCUAGUCACUUCUCCAAAGUUUGUGAUUGCCAUUUUAUAGAUCAGGAUAAGAAAAAUGAACCAACAUUAUUUGAUUUUAAUAUUAACCCUGCAUCACUCGCGCUAUGAGCAUUUCGCUCAUUGUUUAUGAAAAACAACGAUCAUUUGGCAUCGUCGCGGGGGACGCGCCAAUCCCCACUUCUAGCUUACUUAUAACUGUAUGGUUUAUCUGAAGUCACUUGAAAUAGCAUAAAAACCUUUGGUCUUUUGUAAUUUCAUGACGUAUCAUAGGCGUGCGGUUAAUUAUUUAGAACGAUAAUAAUAAUGUUUUUAACAUAUAUCACAAUAAAUG